This is a messenger RNA of Anoplophora glabripennis (Asian longhorned beetle), 4325 nucleotides long. Its product is annotated as hyphal wall protein 2-like. The transcript has 3 exons. The coding region runs from base 70 to 4053 and encodes 1327 amino acids. Lineage: Eukaryota; Metazoa; Arthropoda; Insecta; Coleoptera; Cerambycidae. The record is from RefSeq and is a predicted model, not a curated record.
CCCGGCAAAAAUAAUCCGUAUUUACUUUCCUUUGAACGUGCCAAAUUUAGUUAUUUUUUAGCGAGAAUAAUGGUGUACUGGAUACUAAACUUAAUAUUUGUCAUUACCUUGCAUAGCUGUGUUGCCUCCAAAUAUUAUUACAAAGAAAAGAAUGGAAACUAUGAUGUGUACUACGGUCCCUAUGCCCAGUGGGGUUAUAAGGAAUUUAGACCUCCAAAGUCUUAUAAAGUUGGAUAUGAUGAUAGAGGGGACAGACCUGGAAAAUGCAUUAGAGGAGAAUUUAAUUGUGACAGUCCAUAUCCGACAGCAGAAACUAGAUUCUUUGAAUGCGAAGUAGACUAUCAAUGUCCGAGGUUUUUCAAAUGUUGCCAGAAUCGAUGUUUUCAGCACAGAAUAUGCCAACCGAUAGAUUUAAAAACAACUGAUGAUAAUAACGAAAUACCUACCGACGAACCAGUCACACAAACUACACCAAAUAUUGUAACUACUCAAAGUAUUCACAGUACGCGGAGAACUACUCCGAAACCGACUGAAGGUGACACAAAAAAAAUAUCGGAGAAACCAAUAGAGCAUACGCUAAGACCUACUACAGAUGUAAAAGAUGAAGAUAUUAAACAAUCUACACCAUCGAUAGCUACAACAAGCUCUCCAACAACAAUCGACAUAAUAAUAAUGCCAACAAAGGAAACAGUUACACUUACUUCUACUGCUGGUGAAGAUCAUUCUUCUCCAUCAACUGUCCGUCACACUACAACAUCUAAAGCCACGCAACCAUCUACAUCACAUAGUACAAAAUUUACUACUACAAAAAGAAGUGAAACCACAACUGUAACAUAUUUGCCUUCAGUUGUUUCCACUGCAUCACCGUCAACUCUUGAACAAAAAGUAACUACUAAUAUUCCAGAAGAAAUAUCAACACAGCGCAUAUUAGAACCGACUACGACGGUAAAAAAUCAAGAUAUUCCAUCAACACCUAAAGUUCCAAUAGAAUUUUCAACAACUGAUAAAGAUCAUCUUACCACAACAAUUUAUACCACCACAUCGAAAGUGACACAACCAUCAUCAACAGCACAUAGCACUACUGAAAUCACAACAAAAUAUUUGCCUUCAGAUGUAACGCAUGCAGAAGGAAAUCGGACUCCAAAAGAAACGUCAGCAGAACAUACACUGAACACCCCUAUAAAAUUGGAGAAGGAAAGCAGUCAAUCUACAUCAGCUAUCUCAACAGAAUCUUCAACAGCAGCAGGCAGAAUAACAGAUGUGAAAGAAAUAACUACAUCUACAGCUUUGGUUACUGCAGAUUAUCUUUUCUCGUCAAUUUUUCCUUACUCUAAAACAUCUACAACAACAGAACCAACAACAUCGAUUAGUACCAAAUCUUCUACUAUGAAAGGAACAACGAUCACAACUGUAUCAUAUUUGUCUUCUUCACCAUCAACUCUUCAACAAGAAAAAAGUACGGCUCCAAAGGAAAUUUCAACACAGCACAUGUUAAAACCCACCACUACUGAAAAAACUGAAGACACCCAAUCUACAUCUACGGUUUCAACACAAUUUUCAACAAGUACAAGAGAAAUAACUUCUACUACUACAGUUACUCCCACUCAAUCAACUUCCUCUUACGCUGUAACAUCUAAAGCAACACAACCAACUCUAACGUAUAAUACUACAACAGAAAGGAGUGAAACCACAGCUGUUGCACACUUGACAUCAGAUGUUUUUUCUACGCAAGUAGUAACUCAUGAACCAGAAGUCAGUUCCACUACAACAAACACUCAGCCAACUCGUCAAAACACAGAGAAGGCAUCCACUAUUUCUUCAACAAAAUCUGGACUUACACUUUCAACAACUGAAUAUGCUACAACGACUAAAUCUACAUCUGAAAUACCUGAAUUAAGUACAGCAAAAGGUAACACUACAGUUAUGUCAAAAACUUCGGAAAACCCUGUUUUAACGACACAAUUUGCUAAGACUACUGAACUCGCAUCUGAAAAACCUGAAUUAAAUACAACAAAAAGUAAAACUACUGUUAUAAAAGCCUCAGAAAGCCCUGCUUUAACAACACAAUUAUCUGAGAGCUCAGCAUCAGGUAAUGGUUAUCCAACAACAUCGGUCUCAUCUAAGACACAACUGUCAACUUCGACAACUAAAUAUGAAACAACAGAGCCAACCACUGAGUCAGUUACAAUCAAAUCUUCUAGAAUUUUAACUCCUGGAACUACAGCAGUUUUCGAAACGUCAUUAAAUUCCAUAACUUCUUCAUCGCCCAGAGACAUGACAAAGCCUAAAACAAAACUCACAUCACAAACUACAGAAUCAAGUGCUACAUCUCCAAUUUCAAUAACGUACAAGAUAGACUCAACAACUACAGCGAAAACCCCUAGUUCACCUCCAGAGUACAUUACAACAAAAAGCACAACAAAUAUUAUGUCAAAUUCACAGAGUACAUCUACCAAAUAUUCAGAUUCUACGCAAGUUACUGAAAUAAUAAGUACUAACAACCCAUUUGAUUAUACAAAUAUAUCUUCAAGUACACUUAGAAAAUCGACGUCUCGUAUGAUAGACAUUACCAGUGAUGAUGAAGAUCUUAUCUUCAGCGGUGACUUUGAACCAAGUACAAUAAAUAACGAGUUGCUAUCUAAAUCAUCUGUUAUAAAUGAUGCAAAAACUACAACGAAAAUCUUAGAUUCUUUUAAAGAUACAUCAAAACAAACAGCACCUCUUAAGGAGACGCUGCCAGAUUCUUCGAUGACUAAACCUGAGUCUACUUAUGAAUUGACAUCAAAAGCCGCGCUUGAUAUAAAGUCAUCAACAGUUCAGCCAUUUGACAAAGUCACUUUAUCUGCAUCAGAUGUUAUAUCAAAUACAAUACCGACAACCUUAAUUACGUCAAAACAAACGACAGGAACAAAGUCUGUAGAACCGACGACUACAGAUACUGAUGUAACUUAUAAAUCAACUUCAAAAAGUGUAACCGACAUGAAAUCAGGACCCAUUACGGAUGACGAAGAUCUGACCUUUAGUGGUGAUGGUGAUUUGCAAUCCGACAAUUUGAUACAAAAAAGGUCAACAACAGGAAUUUCUUCAGUUAUAACCGAAACUAAUGUAACAGAUGAUGACUUUACAUUUAGUAAAGAGGUACCUCGGUCUUCACUAAAAUCUAUUUCUGGAUAUGAGGAAUUAGAGAAUAAGGAGUUUCAUGAUGUUACCAUAAAAGAAUCUACGCAUUAUAUUAGUGAUUCUACGCAAUCGAUAGUUAAAAGUAAUACUGACAAAAUUUCUACCACUGAAUCAUCAGUUAAACUCACCACAAUCGCAAGUAGUGCCCAUACAAUGUCGACCACAGACUUUGAAACAAAUCAAAUAAUUAAUGAAAAUGAAGAUAUUUCAUUUACUAAGGAACCGCAUUCCAAGGAAAAUAUAUUUAAAUCAUUGAAGGAAACAGAAGGAACAAAAAAUAUGGCAACUACUAUCCAAUAUUCUACUCCCUAUUCCUCAGCGGUUUUCUUAAUAAAUUCCACUCCUGUAUAUACCAACACAGAGGAAGCAAACACGCAAAAAGAUGUAUCUUCUAAAGAAACCUUUACAAGUCAUGAUGGUUACUUUUCUACAACGUUAAAGUUUACAUCAACUUUUCCAAAAAAUACUGUCGAAGAAACACAAAAGUUAACUUCCAAAAGUACUGAUGCGGAAAGUAGUGACCUUACUACAUCAAUAAACACAUUCUCAGCAACUACAUCACCAGAGUCUGGAUACUCGUAUGGCAAUAAAAUAUAUAUGAUGGAGAAACUUUUAGACACCUCGAGAAAAUUACCUUAUGUACACGAAAAAGCAGGUAUUGGGGAUAAUUACAAUUUUAAUAAUUUCCUUAGGCUUUUGGAUAAAAUCUCAGAUUUGCUUGGGACGAAGGGUGAUACAAUACACAACAAUUUAGAUUUUCAAAUUUCAUCGCCUUCAACUGAAAAGAGUACUAGUUACAACACCGAUCAAGAAACAAUGCAAUCAACAACUGAAGGUAAACAUAUAAUGCAGGUGGUAGAGGUGGAAAAUUAACAAAGAAAUAGGGAAAUGAUAACCAAUCUAUCAAUUUUAUUCAUAUAGUUUUGGGUCGUAGUUUAUUCAUAAAUUUUACUUAAUGUUGAUAGGUAGAUCUAUGAAAACCUUUUACUUACAUUGUAAUAUAGGUGUGAUGAGUUGUAUUUAAACUCUGUAAGUCGGUUUUUGAUCUCGAUAUAGUUUAAGUUAUGUUAAGUGAAUUUUAUUUAGUUAACACUAGGUACUUACAAAAGUAAUUUUGUAAAAUAAAAAAGGGCUUCAGUGUCAAA